ACCUACAACCUCAACCCGCCAUGUCAACGCGCGGAACCUUGGCCGGCAAAGUCAUGAGGAAUCAAUAGCACGAUAGAAACAAUGGCUGGGAAAAGACAACACUCGCCUUCCCCAGCCCCACCAGAAAUCUACUUUUCAACUCCAAUCCAUGAGCAGACGUCAUCCUUCACAGCCGCCUUCUCUCCCUCUCUCAGCGCAAAAGCCCUCCAAGCGCUGCCCGAGUUCCACAGCGCAACGCACAGGAUCGCGGCAUGGCGCAAGCCCUCGCGGCAAAUGUCACUAAUGCCCGCGUCGCAUACCCUGUACGACACGGGGCACGACGAUGACGGUGAGAAAUGGGCUGGAACACGACUCAGCAACGUACUGCGCGACACAUCGACUUGCGGGACCGUGGUAGUUGGGCGCUGGUACGGCGGUCAAAACAUAGGCCCCAUUCGCUUCACGCAUAUUGAAUCGAGUGCCAAGGAGGCGAUUCGCAAGGCCAAAGCUGCAGGCGCUUCGUCAUCCGACAGUGCGCAGCAAGCUUCGAGUUCUGCCAGCCACAAGAAGCAAAAGGUACAAGUAAAAGUACAAGAGGAAGGAGAGCAAGAAGAGGCUAGGCGCAAAGAGCUCAUUAGCAACUUGCAAGAAAGAGAUUACAACAUCUUUGCGUUGCGCAAGCUGCUGAGCGAGAAAAAGGCAAGGUUGCAAGGCGAGGGGCGGGUGGAGCUGCCGACGCCUCAAAAGCUAAUGGAUUAUGAUCGCAUGAGUAUGGAGGCAUUGGAAAGGGUGGACAAGGCACGGGAUGCAACGAUUGCGUUUAUACUGAAGCAGAUUGACAGGAUAGAAGAGGAGGCGAAGCUUGCAGAAACAUUGGAUAGGGGUGGUGGGGAGGAUGUGCUCAAAGAUGCGGACAAGAACAAACAGGAAGAAGCACUAGCGACGCCUGAAUGAAGUGCAUCAUCUUGGCCUGAUUACUGUAAAAAGCGCCGUGGUAUCUCGGUGGACAUGAGUGUCACGUGGUAUCAUCAGACUAGGCAACGCAUUCAAGACGUAUGGGUGCACUUGCAAUCCGCCAUGACGAAAUAGCUUAGAGGCUUGCCUCGACGACAUGAGGGGAAGACAUGUAUACACAAACGGGGCCUUCCUGUGAUGGCUGAGACGAAAUCUAGACAUUCUGGUGU
This is a messenger RNA of Bipolaris maydis ATCC 48331, 1163 nucleotides long. RefSeq lists its product as uncharacterized. Gene Ontology annotation, cellular component: cytoplasm. The record is from RefSeq and is a predicted model, not a curated record. Gene Ontology annotation, biological process: GCN2-mediated signaling; regulation of translational initiation. NCBI's taxonomy places the organism in Eukaryota, Fungi, Ascomycota, Dothideomycetes, Pleosporales, Pleosporaceae.